AUGGAGACGAAUAUGAAGACUGCACAUUCAUCGUCUCUGUUGCCCGAUUCAACCCAACCACCCACCUCUUCAAACACCAUGGACUCAUCAUCAUCAUCAUCAUCAUCACCAUCAUCACCAUCACCAUCAUCACCAUCAUCAUCAUCAUCACCACCAUCAUCACCAUCAUCAUCAUCAUCAUCCAAUGCGCGGACUUACGACGUCUUCUUGAGUUUCAGAGGCGAAGACACUCGCAAGACCUUCACCGGCCACCUCUACUCCGCGUUGACCGACGCCGGGGUCAACGCCUUCAUUGACGACCGCGAGCUUCCCAAAGGUGAGAACAUCCCGGAAGAGCUCGUGCGGGCGAUUCAAGGGUCCAGAAUCUCCGUCGUCGUUUUCUCCAGGAACUACGCGGAUUCCAGUUGGUGUCUGGAGGAGCUAGUGAAGAUCAUGGAAUGCAGGCGAACCGUUCGGCAGAUGAUGAUCCCCGUUUUCUACGAUGUCGAUCCGUCGGACGUCAGGAAGCAGACGGGGAUUUUCUCUAAAUCUUUUGAGAAACAUGAAAAGUGGUUCCUUUCCGAUAGUGAAAAGGUGCUUCGAUGGAGGUCAGCUCUUACUGAGGCUGCAAAUCUCUCUGGGUGGGAUCUUAGAAACACUGCUGAUGGGCAUGAGGCAAAGUUCAUUAAGAAGAUCACUGAAGAGAUUUUGAGGCAACUGAAGAACACAUACUUAUUUGAAGCGCUCUACCCUGUUGGAAUAGAUUCUCGUGUGCGGGUUAUGACGUCAUUAUUGAAUAUUAGCGAAGAAGAUGAGGUACGUAUGGUGGGAAUUUUGGGAAUGGGAGGAAUGGGUAAGACAACUAUUGCCAAAGCCAUUUAUAACCGAUUGUAUGAUAGCUUUGAAGGUAGAUGUUUUCUUGGAAAUGUCCGAGAGACUUGGAACAGACCCAAUUGUGAGGUUUCACUGCAGGAACAACUUUUAUCUGAUAUCUUAAAGCGCAAAGUGAAGUUAAAUAAUCCUGAUAGAGGAAUCAUGGAGAUAAAAGAUAGACUUUGCCGUAUGAGGAUACUUCUUGUUGUUGACAACAUAGAUGAUGCUGACCAACUAAAGGCUGUUGCUGGAAGCCGUGAUUGGUUUGGUUUUGGAAGUAGAAUCAUUAUAACAACGAGGAAUAUGCGGUUGCUGCUGCUGCUUGGAGUGGAUACCUCAUAUCCCAAAAAAAUGAAUGAUGCUGAAUCUCUUGAGCUUUUUAGUUGGCAUGCUUUUCGAAGAAGUUUCCCCGACAAAGACUAUGUUCAACUUUCCGGGAAUGUAGCUGCUUACUGUGGAGGACUACCACUAGCUCUGGAGGUCUUAGGUUCCUUCCUCUUUGGCAGGAGCAUACCAGAGUGGGAAAAUGCGAUAAAGAAAUUAGAAAGGAUUCCUCAUAACAAAAUUCAAGAGAAACUAAAAAUAAGUUAUGAGGCUUUAACUGAUGAGACAAUACAAGAGAUGUUCCUUGAUAUAUCUUGUUUCUUUGUUGGUAUGGAUAGGAACUAUGUUCUGCAAAUCUUGGAUGGAUGUGGUUUUUUUGCGGAAAUCGGAAUCAGCGUCCUACUUCAACGAUGCCUUGUGACUAUAAAUGAGGAGAACAAGCUUACGAUGCAUGGUUUGCUUCGGGAUAUGGGAAGAGAUAUUGUUCGAAAAGAAUCUCCCAAAGAGCUUGGAAAAAGGAGUAGGCUGUGGCAUCAAGAAGAUGUAAUUGAUGUGCUGACAAAAGAGACAGGAACUCAAAAAAUUGAAGGACUCAGUCUAAAACGGGAAAGACAUAAUAUAGUUGGUUUCAAUACACAAGCAUUUGCAAUUAUGCAGGGACUGAGAUUGCUCCAGCUCUAUUAUGUAAAACUCAAUGGAAGCUACGAGUACCUUUCUAAAGAGCUAAGAUGGCUUUGUUGGCAUGGGUUCCCUAUGAAGUUCAUACCAAAUGAGUUUUAUCUAGGAAAUCUUGUUGCUCUAAACAUGAAAUAUAGCAACCUGAAAAAUGUUUGGAAGAAUCCUAAGUUGCUCGAGAAGAUGAAGAUCCUUAAUCUUAGCCAUUCCCACUACCUAACACGGACCCCAGACUUUUCAAAACUCCCCAACCUUAGCCAAUUAAUACUCAAAGAUUGUCGAAGUUUAUAUGAGGUUCACCAUUCAAUAGGAUACCUUGACAAACUUGUUUUGGUAAAUUUGAAAGACUGCAAAAUUCUUAAAAGCCUUCCGAAAGAUUUCUACAAGUUAAGAUCACUUGAAACUCUUAUUCUUUCUGGGUGCUCGCAGUUUGAGAAUUUGGAUGAAGAUUUAGGGGAAAUGCUGUCAUUGGCAACUCUAGAUGCAGACAACACCGCCAUAAGAAAUGUACCCUUCACCAUAGUACGACUGAUGAACCUCAGACAUUUGUCUUUAUGUGGCUUGAAAGCGAGUUUUUUGCCUCCUUCCUUACAAGGCUUGUCUUCCCUAACAACAUUAUCUCUCACGGAUUGCCAUUUAGCCGAUGAUGCGAUUCCUAAGGACAUUGGGACAAGCUUACCUUCUCUGGUGAUUUUAAAACUACAAAAUAAUAAGUUUAGUAGAUUACCAUCAAGCUUCGGCCGCCUUUCCAAUCUCAAAGACCUUCGGUUAGAUAAUUGCACAAUGCUUCAAUCAAUUCCAAAUUUACCAGCAAGUUUGGAGGCCUUCUAUGCAACAAACUGCACUUCAUUGGAAAACCUGCCCAACAUGUCAAAAAUGUCGAAUAUGCAGAUCUUGUCCCUUGCAAAUUGCCAUAAACUUGUUGCUAGCCUAGACAUGGACAAUCUAUUGAAGUUGGCAAUAACCCUUCAAAGGGAAAGGUGCAACAGUAUUUCUACUUCUUUUAGUGACAGCAUCUUACAGGAAUGCAAGGAAUCUGGAGGAUUUUGUGUUCUCCCAGGGAAUAUUAUUCCUGAAUGGUUCACCCACUCUAAAGAGGGUAGUAUUGUAUGCAUUGAAGUUCCGCAAUUGGUGGGUUGUAAUGUGGUAGCACUUGUUGUGUGUACUGUGUAUUCAUCUUUUCCGACCAGCGGCAUGAUAUCUCUCGAUCUUCCAACCAUUUCAGUCAUCACCAAUACAAAAGGGGGAGAACCUACAAGAAUGACAAUUACAACUGAUAUAGUAAUCUCUGAGGAAGAUAACAUUUGGCUGGGAUAUUUCUCAAAUGAUACGUUUAAGUUAGAAGGUGGAGAUAUGGUUAAUAUUUCUUUUGAUUUUGGGGUGCGAGCUACUGUGAAGAAGACAGGGGUCCAUUUUCUGUGGGACAAAUGUGAUGAUUCGAUCAAGUACAUUUCAAGAGCCAAUGGUUACACUACUGUACUUGGUGAUGAUGACGACGUGGCUAAACACGAAGCACGGAUUAGAGCUAAGAGAUUGCGCGCUGAUGAGGAAGAGGUUGCACCAAGCCAUCGUUGGUCUGAUGAACAUAACAAUAAUUGCAAGAGAAUGAAGGUGGAAAGAUAACGAGCUAGUAACGAGUUAUCCAUUUUUGACACUUCAUGAAUAACUCUUUCAGCGAUCCUGAUUGAAUAUUUCAACUCAAUUUCGCAAGCUUAGUUUGUCCCUCACAAA
Messenger RNA from Morus notabilis, 3582 nucleotides. Its product is annotated as TMV resistance protein N. Lineage: Eukaryota; Viridiplantae; Streptophyta; Magnoliopsida; Rosales; Moraceae. The record is from RefSeq and is a predicted model, not a curated record. Gene Ontology annotation, molecular function: ADP binding. Gene Ontology annotation, biological process: signal transduction; defense response.